Lampris incognitus (smalleye Pacific opah) is the source of this 3400-nucleotide messenger RNA. RefSeq names its product Rap guanine nucleotide exchange factor 4a (gene rapgef4a). Gene Ontology annotation, biological process: positive regulation of GTPase activity; Ras protein signal transduction. Gene Ontology annotation, cellular component: plasma membrane. Bases 1 to 3084 code for a protein of 1027 amino acids. The record is from RefSeq and is a predicted model, not a curated record. Lineage: Eukaryota; Metazoa; Chordata; Actinopteri; Lampriformes; Lampridae. The transcript has 31 exons. Gene Ontology annotation, molecular function: guanyl-nucleotide exchange factor activity.
AUGGUAGCGGCGCACACUUCCCAUUCGUCCUCGUCUGCAGAGUGGAUUAUUUGUCUCGACAAGAGGCCAACUGAGCGUUCCGGGGAAGAUGUGGACAUAAUUCUGGCACGUCUGAAAAAUGUGAAGGCCUUCGAGAGGUUCCGUCCUGGUCUUCUGCAGCAGAUAUGCCUGUGUGGAUUCUAUGAGUCGUUGGAGAAAGGCAUCACCUUGUAUCGCCAAGGGGACAUCGGCACCAGCUGGUACACGGUGCUGUCCGGCUCGCUUGACGUCAAAGUCUCAGAAACGGCGAAUCAUCAGGAUGCUGUCACCAUCUGCACGCUGGGGAUCGGAACGGCGUUCGGGGAGUCGAUCCUGGACAACACCCCGCGGCAUGCCACCAUCGUCACGCGGGAAUUCAGCGAGCUCUUGCGCAUCGAACAGAGGGAGUUCAAAUCCCUGUGGGAGAAAUAUCGUCAGUGCAUGGCCGGACUGCUUGCACCACCAUAUGGUGUGAUGGAAAGUGGCCCCAACAGUGAUAGGAUGCCGGGCAAAGAGAACAUCAGCGACAACGCAUUUGGGGCAGUCUCCAAACACCAGACUAAGAAGUCGUUCAGUGACGGUCCUGCCAAACCCAUCCCUAAAUGCAUUUCUCAGGUGCCGUCGGAGAAGCUGCUGCGGGCCGGGAAGGUUCUGCGGGACGCCAUUCUCUCCAGGUCCCCCCACAUGAUCAGAGACAGGAAAUAUCAUCUGAAGACGUACAGGCAGUGUUGCGUGGGGACCGAAUUGGUUGACUGGCAAAUGCAACAGACCUCAUGUGUCCACUCGCGCAUUCAGGCUGUAGGCAUGUGGCAGGUGCUGCUGGAAGAGGGUGUUCUCAACCAUGUGGACCAGGAGCUGAGCUUCCAAGACAAGUAUCUUUUCUACCGCUUCCUGGAAGAUGAACAGGAGGUCGCACCGUUCCCCAGCGAGGAGGAGAAAAAGGAGUGCCAGGAAGAACUGCAGGAUAUCUUACUCCUCCUCUCGCAGAUCGGCCCUGACGCCCACAUGAGGAUGAUUUUGAGGAAACAGCCGGCAGAGAGAACGGCAGAUGAUCUGGAGAUAAUUUAUGAGGAGUUGAUCCAUAUAAAGGCGUUGUCUCACCUAUCUACUACUGUGAAGAGAGAACUGGCGGGGGUGCUGAUCUUCGAGUCCCAUGCUAAAGCGGGAACCGUGUUGUUCAGUCAAGGGGAAGAAGGCACAUCCUGGUACAUCAUCUUAAAGGGCUCGGUUAACGUUGUCAUCUAUGGAAAAGGGGUUGUUUGCACGCUACACGAAGGGGAUGACUUUGGGAAGCUCGCUCUUGUUAACGAUGCCCCCCGUGCCGCCUCCAUUGUCCUGCGAGAGGACAACUGCCACUUCCUGAGAGUGGACAAGGAGGAUUUCAACAGGAUCCUGAGGGAUGUGGAGGCCAACACAGUCCGUCUGAAGGAGCACGAGCAGGAUGUGCUGGUCUUAGAGAAGAGUCUCAGCGCCGGCCGGGGCUCCAUCACUGGGACCUCCUCCUCCUCCUCCUCCCACUACAAAUACACUGUGAUGUCAGGGACCCCAGAGAAGAUUCUGGAGCACUUCCUAGAAAUGACAAGAUUGGAUUCCCAAUUCACUGAGUCAGACCCGGCGCUGGACGACUUCCUGCUCAUGCACUGUGUCUUCAUCUCCAACAACCAGCUGUGCCCUGUGCUCAUGGCCCAUUACCAUGCGCAGGCCUCGCAGGGCUCUGAGCAGGAAAGGCUGGACUACACCCUCAACAACAAGCGCAGGGUGAUCCGCCUGGUGCUGCGGUGGGCGGCCGUGCACGGAGAUCACCUCCAGGAGGAGGACACCUCGGUUGCCUUCCUAGAGGAAUUCCUCACAGCGGUAUCCAGCGAUGCGAGGGUGAUUCAGCUCCUGAAGGACCAGCUUCCGGAGUUGGAGAGAAUUGUAAAGUGCAACGCUGAUGAUGCCAGAGCUUCACAGAAAAAGCACAAAGUCCUGCUGAGACAGUUCAGCAUGGGAGACGAAAAGCUUCAGAGACGACAGCCCAUUAAGAGUAACGAUGAAAUUCUGUUCAAAGUCUACUGCUGCGACCACACCUACACCACCAUCCGGGUACCCGUGGCCGCCUCCGUCAGGGAGGUCAUCAGUGCUGUGGCGGACAAACUGGGGUCAGCGGAGGACCUCCUCCUGGUCAGCCUUAGUUCGGCCGGAGAUAAAGUCAUCUUGAAGCCCAAUGACGUCUCUGUGUUUUCCACUCUGGGCAUAAACGGACGCCUGUUUGCAUGCCCAAGAGAUCAACUGGAUUCACUGACACCUUUACCUGAGCAAGAAGGUCCAUCUACAGGGUCCGUGUCCAGCUUUGAGUUGAUGAGCUCUAAGGAUGUGGCCUACCACAUGACCGUCUAUGACUGGGAGCUCUUCCACUGUGUACACGAGCACGAACUCAUCUACCACACAUUUGGGAAGCAGAACUUCAAGAAGACCACGGCAAACCUGGAUCUGUUCCUCAGGAGGUUCAAUGAGAUUCAGCUGUGGGUGGUCACAGAGGUUUGCCUGUGCGCUCACCUCAGCAAGCGGGUGCAGCUCCUCAAGAAGUUCAUCAAGAUCGCUGCCCACUGUAAGGAGUGCAGGAACCUGAACUCCUUCUUUGCUAUCAUCAUGGGAAUGAGCAAUCCGGCAGUGAGCAGACUGAGUCAGACCUGGGAGAAACUCCCCACCAAGUUCAAAAGGUUUUACGGGGAGUUCGAAAACUUGAUGGACCCGUCCAGGAACCACAGGGCGUACCGUCUGAUGGUUGCCAAGCUGGAACCGCCCAUCAUUCCCUUCAUGCCGCUGUUGAUCAAAGACAUGACGUUCACUCAUGAAGGCAACAAGACGUUCGUAGACAACUUGGUCAAUUUUGAGAAGAUGCGGAUGAUCGCCAAUACGGUAAAGAUAGUGAGAUACUGCAGGAGCCAGCCAUUCAGUCCAGAUUCAUCUCAGGCCAACAAGAACCAUCCGGAAGUACGGAGCUAUGUGCGUCAGCUCAAUGUGAUUGACAACCAAAGGACGUUAACUCAGCUUUCUCACGGACUUGAGCCUCGCAGGUCCUGAAACCAACUCAGGGAGCGAGGUGCCCCGCGCUGAUGCUGCUUUACCAUGACGUUUGCUUUGAGCUUCGCCUGUGAGUUUCCUCACACGCACACAUUUAAAGGGAGGCCCCGAUGACGACGACAUACCGCAACGACAAGAUUAUGACACUGGGGGCCCUAGCCUGAGUGUUUUCGCCCUUUUAAUCCCCGUAUCUUUUAGGGCAUUUCAGCAACAUGAUGAAGUAAGUGUUUGCUGGCGACCUCAUCUCAGACGCGGAUGUUGCCGUCGCCCCAGAGUCGGGAACGGAUCCGUCAGAUUGUCACCGUGCGACAUCUCA